Messenger RNA from Centrocercus urophasianus (Greater sage-grouse), 1814 nucleotides. It is a transcript of the gene RUNX3, whose product is annotated as RUNX family transcription factor 3. Gene Ontology annotation, biological process: hemopoiesis; neuron differentiation; regulation of transcription by RNA polymerase II. The transcript has 6 exons. The record is from RefSeq and is a predicted model, not a curated record. Gene Ontology annotation, cellular component: nucleus. Lineage: Eukaryota; Metazoa; Chordata; Aves; Galliformes; Phasianidae. Bases 35 to 1288 code for a protein of 417 amino acids. Gene Ontology annotation, molecular function: RNA polymerase II cis-regulatory region sequence-specific DNA binding; DNA-binding transcription factor activity, RNA polymerase II-specific; ATP binding.
GCCUGAGUGCAGGGUGAGAAUCAGGGUUGAGGGGAUGGCUUCCAACGGCGUCUUCGAUUCCUUCGCCGCCUACUCCUCCACUUUCUUGCGUGAUCCGAGCACCAGCAGGCGCUUCACACCCCCCUCCACGGCGUUCCCCUGCGGUAAGAUGGGAGAGAACAGCGGGGCGCUGGGGGCCGCCGCCGCGGGCGGUCGGGCGCGGCCCGAGGUGCGCUCCGUCGUGGACGUGCUGGCGGAUCACGCCGGCGAAUUGGUGCGCACCGACAGCCCCAACUUCUUGUGCUCUGUGCUGCCGUCUCACUGGAGGUGCAACAAGACGCUGCCCGUCGCCUUCAAGGUCGUGGCUCUCGGAGACGUCCCCGAUGGGACGGUGGUGACGGUGAUGGCGGGGAACGACGAGAACUACUCCGCGGAGCUCCGCAACGCCUCCGCCGUGAUGAAAAACCAAGUGGCGAGAUUUAACGACCUCCGAUUUGUCGGGAGAAGCGGCAGAGGAAAAAGCUUCACCCUGACGAUCACAGUGUUCACCAACCCCACCCAGGUCGCUACGUACCACCGAGCCAUUAAAGUCACUGUAGAUGGACCCCGGGAGCCACGACGGCACAGACAAAAGCUAGAAGACCAAACCAAACCCUUUGCUGACCGCUACGGGGAACUGGAGCGGCUGCGUCAGUCCAUGAGGGUCACCCCCACAACACCCAGCCCCCGUGGAUCCCUCAGCACCCCGAGCCACUUCGGGUCGCAGGCUCAGACUCCUAUCCAAGGCACAUCAGAGCUGAGCCCCUUCUCGGACCCGCGGCAGUUCGACCGCUCCUUCCCCACGCUGCCAACCCUCACCGAGACCAGGUUCUCCGACCCACGGAUGCAUUACCCCGGCGCCAUGUCAGCCGCCUUCCCCUACACCGCAACCCCUUCAGCCACAGGCAUCGGGGGCAUCAGCAUGACCAGCAUGCCCACCACCACGCGUUUCCACCACACCUACCUGCCUCCUCCCUACCCCGGCUCCACGCAGAACCAGAGCGGACCCUUCCAGACCAACCCCUCUCCCUACCAUUUGUACUACGGCACGUCGUCGGGUUCCUAUCAGUUCUCCAUGGUGGCGGGUGGUGAACGCUCCCCCACCCGGAUGCUCUCUUCGUGUACGAGCGCCUCGGCGGGGAACAACUUAAUGAACCCCAACCUGGGCAAUCAGAACGACGGGGUGGAUGCGGAUGGGAGCCACAGUAACUCACCGACAACCAUGACGACUACUGGGAGGAUGGAUGAGUCGGUUUGGAGACCCUACUAGGAAGGAGGAGGGCAGCUGGGCACCGAGAGCUUUAACCGGAUCGGCCGCCGCAACGUUACUCCUUUCCCAUUGAAAUGAUGCCGAGGGGAAAGGUAAACCAAAGUCUCCCAAACCGAAAGCAAAGCAGGAGGAAUCCUCUACACAUAACCACGGGCAAACAUCAAGCAAAGCUGGGCCGGGACCUACGUUACAUUUCAAGAUGAACGUCCACAAGGCUUGAAUUUGUCGCUUGAUGUGGUUCCUUUCAUAUGGUUUUAAUAUGUGGAUUGUACAUAGGGAAAAAAAGAUGCGUGGAUUCAGAUGUUUGUUUACUGCCGAACACUUCUCGGUCAUCUCACUUGCACCCUCAUCCCCACACAAAGCAUUCAGGAGUCAGGGAAAGCUCGCCCUUCUGCAAAGCGCUCCAGAGACAAGAGCAGGAAAUCAUCCGAGCCAUCUCUGUGCCGAAGCACAAAGACUGAACUGAAAAAAAAAGGAAAAAAAAAAAAAAAGGAAAAAAAAAAAAAAAAAGGAAAGAAACCUUUGU